This is a messenger RNA of Clonostachys rhizophaga, 1278 nucleotides long. NCBI's taxonomy places the organism in Eukaryota, Fungi, Ascomycota, Sordariomycetes, Hypocreales, Bionectriaceae. The record is from the annotation of a GenBank genome assembly.
AUGAGGAAAUAUCAACGUCAGGCGCAGUCACAACCGAAACAUGGGCCGCCCUCAGUCAGCGGCACAUCCAAAGCCCCGAUCGCGCCACCAACCCGACGACCAGAUGAGAGAGGAUCUGGCAUCACGAAAAAGUCUGUGAAACGCCUACCUCCUUCGGCAGCCCCAGCACCCGCCGCAAAAGUCCAGCAGCAGAUUAUUCCGGAGAGCCUACAACAGCUGAUUUUGGAUAUAUUUCGGGAAACAUUUCCUCAAGUGGAUGAUUUUGAAGCGCUGAAACCGGCGUUGCGGGAGAUAAAGGAUGCUCUAGACCGACGGGAUUUCCAGCGAGCCUUUGCCACCGAAGUGCACAAGCAGAGGUAUGCCAGCCGAUGGAGUCCGAGCCAGGCAUUGGCAUAUUCAAACAUUCUGGCUUGGAUUGUCAAGGAAUACGGCGAUAAUGAAUGGGUCAAACGGUUCGAAGCUGGUGGUGUCGAACAUCACCCUUCAAAUGUCCUUUGCUUUGGUCGAGGGGCGGCGGAACUUGUGGCUUUGAUUACAACGCUGAAUAACUCUCAUGUGAGCGCAUCAGGACAACCUACCCAGCAACAACCCGCAAAUGGACAAGACGUUGACGGAGCGCUUGGAAACUUGACCGUCUCUGACCAGCGGCCCAUACAAGAAAAGGCUCUGCUGAGCGUUUGCUUAGUUGACACGACGGACUGGACUGAGGUCGUCUCCAAAAUGCACCAAUCAUAUACAACGCCACGCCCUCUCUCUAAAUAUGCCAGUACUAAGGCACGGCUUUCGAACACUUCACCGCUUUCCCCCCAGGCUCUGAGCUGGAAGUUUACGCAACUCGAUAUACUUGAAUGCGGCAUUGAAGAAAUAGGCUCUGUGAUCGGUCCCGAUCCGACACUACUAACCCUCUUCUUUACCCUGAACGAGAUGUAUUUGACUUCAAUCUCCAAAGUGUCGGCUUUCCUGCGGAAGAUAACUACAGUGGCGCCUAAAGGGAGCCUUCUACUCAUCGUCGAUAAACCCGGAGCUUGUGUCGAGGCCAGACCUACGAGCAACAGUUAUGGAACAGAAGGGACACAAUGCCCUAUGCACUUGCUAAUGCAUCGAGCAUUAUUUCCCGAGGAACAUCAGAAGACCGAAAAGGCCAAAGACCGGAAAGAACCUGCUUGGGAGAAGCUGGUCGAAGAGGAUAAUUGCAUAUUCAAGCUAGACAAGGGUCUGGUGUUUCCCGGCUGCCUGGAAAAUAUCAAGUUCCAGAUGCACCUACUUCAACGUUUAUAG